CCAGAAAUCUCUGAAACCCUUUCUCUCUCUGUAUCUGAGAAUUCAUCCGUCUCUUUGUUUUUUGUUUUUUCUUAAGAUGACAGGAGAAGAAGGGAGCGUGAGCCUUGAUCUUCUGAAGAAGAAGAUGAAUGAUUUUGCGAAGGAGAGAGAUUGGGAGAAGUUUCAUAGCCCCAGGAACCUUCUUCUUGCUAUGGUGGGAGAAGUGGGAGAGCUCUCAGAGAUAUUCCAAUGGAAAGGGGAGGUGCCAAAGGGGCUGCCAGGGUGGGAAGAGGCAGAAAAGACACACCUAGGAGAAGAGCUCUCUGAUGUUUUGCUGUACCUAGUCAGGCUGUCUGAUGUGUGUGGCAUUGAUCUUGGCAAAGCUGCACUUAGAAAAGUUGAGCUUAAUGCCUUGAAAUACCCAGCAAACAACACCAAUUCCCCCUGCAAAUCCAAGAACAGCAAAGAUAGUGUGAAGAUGAGUAACUAGAGCUUGGUGUUUCCCAGUUACAGUUACUGUUUUACUGUUUUUGUAGUUAAGAAGACAGCUGGGUGAUUCUAAAAAUGGAAGGUGGGAGAAGAUGUGUGUGGGAGGGCUAAAAGUGGGGAAACAGAUAGGUUGAUAGUCUGAGGGUUUUGGGCAUCUUAGGAUGGUGACUGUUACUGGCUUUUGGGUUAGGCAUGUAAGGUGGUGUUUGGCAUUAACUUCUCCUUCUUCUUGUUUUGGCAUUGAUUUCACUGGGAGUUUGCAUGAAGUAAGUAACUCUGUGAUGAUGUACUUUUGCAAAUUCUGGAAAUGUGAUCAACUGUGUAAUGAAUGGAAACCAGUGUAUAUUAUUUAAGGAGUCUUUGUUACUUCUAA
Molecule: messenger RNA, 841 nt
Organism: Ipomoea triloba (trilobed morning glory)
Lineage: Eukaryota; Viridiplantae; Streptophyta; Magnoliopsida; Solanales; Convolvulaceae
Product: dCTP pyrophosphatase 1-like
Exons: 2
Coding region: 77-469 (130 amino acids)
Biological process (GO): nucleoside triphosphate catabolic process
Molecular function (GO): nucleoside triphosphate diphosphatase activity
Source: RefSeq, a predicted model, not a curated record